AUGUCCCCCAUCCGUACCUUCAACACCGAAACGAACCCUUCCCGGCCCGUCAGGCCGUCGCCCUUGGCCGCGUCACAGAUUCGUGGAAUGCCUCUUGAUAUAAUCGAUCGGAUACGCUCCUUUCCACUGUUUCAAUCUACACCGGAAUCCUUUUUAGCUGAGAUAGGGCUCCAUCUACGGCCGCAAAUAAAUUCUGCAAACGAUUAUAUCCUAACAGAGGGGGACGAUGCAAAGGCCAUGUAUUGGCUUGUGCGUGGGGCCGUGGCCGUCACGUCUCGAGAUGGCGAGAGUACAUAUGCGGAGCUGAAGCCUGGUGCUUUUUUUGGAGAAAUAGGCGUCCUGAUGGAUCGCCCUCGCACCGCCACUAUCAUCGCACGAACACGUUGUUUGCUGCUCAUCCUUACAAAGGAAGAUUUCAGGAACAUUCUUCCAAGAUUCCCCGAGGUGGAGCAAGCUAUCAGAGAUGAAGCGGAGGAGCGACUUCAGAUUCUAGAACGCAAGAAACAGAAGGAUUCUCCGCCUGCAGCGCUAGAAACGACAGCCCCGGGGCAAAGGCGUGUUACCAAGAGAGUACGGGAUACUUUCUCAGACGCCCUAGAUUUCAGUGGAGAUGACCAUCGCGAUGCCAACAAUUUCAGUAAGAAGCGCAAAUCGCCUAGUCCUAGCUGCCAGGAUGUUCCGACCUCCAGUGCCUUGGCCAACGGGCUUGUUAGCGUGCGAAUGCUCCUGAGAGAGCUCCCGCUGUUCGCCAAUUUACCGCCAGAUAUUCUUCAUUUUCUAGGCCUAAAUGCGCAGCCACGAACCUUCCCUCCAUUCACUGACAUCAUUCGACAAAAUUCACAGGGAAGGGAGGUAUAUUUCAUUGUACGCGGUGAAGUCGAGGUUCUCAACGAGCGAUGUGACCCCGUCAGCCCUCGGCGUGUAGCCGAUGCGGAAGAUUCAAGCAACGUGCAGGUUAAAGCGAGGCUAAAACAGGGACAAUACUUUGGCGAAGUCGUCAGUCUAUCGCUUGCUCCGAGAAGAACAGCCACAUCAAUGCCUCUUCUCACCUUCUCGGAAACAGAACUGGAGACUCUACACAAACCCAGCAGAAUGGAAGAGGAGUCUGUAGUGAAACCCUCUGACCCAGACCCUUUCCUAAGCGUCGGGUUGGAUAACGUUCGAUCUCGCUCACGACGAGGCUCUCUUGCUCCAAUAAUACCUGAAGACACCGCGCAAGACCAACAGUCUCAAUCUCAAUCAACGAGCAUUAACUCUCGCUCCCGGACACCAUCGCCUAACAAACACGCGCAGCUCUUCCCUUUCGCAAACUCGACUUUCUCCUUAUCUCAGACCAAGCCUUCUCGUCAUCGAAACAGUAUCCGUCAUCGUGGUAUACUAUCCAACGACCUCCUAGUUUCUAUAUUCCAGUAUCUCGAGCUGCAUACCCUGUUACGUCUCCGCGGCGUCUCACGCCAAUGGUGCGAGCUAUUAACUAGGUCUCCUCGUCUACUUCACUUCUUAGACCUAAGCCGUUAUAACCGCAGAGUCACUGAUGAUAUCCUCACUGGUAUCAUAUGUCCGUUUGCCGGAGAUAGACCGCGUGUCAUCGAUGCGAACAACUGCUUCCAUGUUACCGACGAAGGGUUCUCGGCUCUCGCUAACACUUGCGGUACUAACUUGCAAGUCCUGAAGAUGAAGAGUGUCUGGGAUGUUACCGCGCCAACGAUACUAGAUAUGACGAACCAUGCCAAAUCACUACAGGAGAUUGACCUGAGUAAUUGUCGGAAAGUGAGUGAUACGCUAUUGGCAAGAAUUGUUGGGUGGGUGGUACCAGCGCAACAGCCAAACCAGAACCACGUCAAUGGCAGAGCUUUGCAGAAUUCAAAGUAUGGGCAAAGGGGCGCAGUACAGCCGAAUCAGCCUGCUGCUGGAACAGUUUAUGGCUGCCCUUACCUCAAGAAAAUAACUUUGUCGUACUGCAAGCAUGUCACGGAUCGUUCAAUGCACCAUAUCGCUUCCCAUGCAGCACCCCGGCUUGAAGAAGUUGACCUCACACGCUGUACAACCAUUACCGACCAGGGUUUCCAAUACUGGGGUAACGCACAGUUCCUACGGUUGAGGAAACUGUGUCUAGCAGAUUGCACGUAUCUCACCGAUAAUGCCAUCGUCUACCUGACCAAUAGCGCAAAAUGUCUUCAGGAGCUUGACCUGUCGUUCUGCUGCGCUCUAUCCGACACUGCUACUGAGGUCCUUGCCCUCGGCUGCCCUCAACUAACGCACCUAAACCUCUCCUUCUGCGGCUCUGCCGUCUCCGACCCCUCACUACGCUCCAUCGGUCUCCACCUACUCAACCUCCGCGAAUUAUCUGUCCGCGGCUGUGUCCGCGUUACUGGAACUGGAGUCGAAGCUGUGGCUGACGGGUGCUCAAUGCUGAACCUACUCGACGUCAGUCAAUGUAAGAAUCUAGCCCCAUGGCUAGAAUAUGGCUUCCAGCACCGAUACCAGGACAGAAUUCAGUUCGUUACGGUUGCACACAAUGGAAGGAGAACCCGAUGA
Arthroderma uncinatum is the source of this 2538-nucleotide messenger RNA. RefSeq lists its product as uncharacterized. NCBI's taxonomy places the organism in Eukaryota, Fungi, Ascomycota, Eurotiomycetes, Onygenales, Arthrodermataceae. The transcript has 3 exons. Bases 1 to 2538 code for a protein of 845 amino acids. The record is from RefSeq and is a predicted model, not a curated record. Gene Ontology annotation, molecular function: protein binding; protein-containing complex binding.